UAUUCUCGAUCUCGAUCUGAAAAGCGCUGGAGAUCUCCUUCCUCUUGUCACGUACGUACGUGACAUGCCUUCGAAGGCGGGAGACAAGUGUCUGCAACCAAACCCAACAACUUUGCUUACGUUUGAAACUAAAUGCACCUUCAGACAAGCGUACACCAGGUACUACAAAGCCUGCAGCGUCGCGCUCGAUCCAGCUCCCUCCCCACCGGCGACCGAUCAAGCCCCAAGCCCAGAUGGCGGAGACCGCCGCCGCGACUCCGCCUCCUGCUCCACCGCCGGCGACCCGCCCGAAGCUGUCGGGUGGACUGGAGCCGCUGGACGCGCGCAUCAAGGAGCUGACCUCGUCGCAGGGGGAGCUGCUGGCCAGGAUCCAGAAGCUCAAACAGGACGUGCAGAAAUGGCGCUCCGACGUUGAGGCGCAGGUCAAGACCUGCCACAACGAGCUUGUGGAGGUGAAGGAGGGCCUCGCUUCUGAAGUGCAGCACCUGAAAUCCGACAUCAAGGAAAUCAGGGCUGCUCUCCAGGAAGAGAAGGCAAGCUCAAAAACGGAGCAAGCCAGGAAGACACAAGACCAGGUACUCAAAACCGGUGAUGAACAGACGGAGCAACAAACAGCGGUGCAAGCAUGAAAUUUGCGGCCCCUGAUUCAAACAGAACUUGUGCUGGUGGAUGUUCAACUUACUCCUGUGGACCACCCAGAAAAGUAGGUAAAUACAUAGUGGUACUACAUUAGAUCAGGAGGGGUAGAUAUGUAUAUGAACUUGCUUGCACAUCGCGCUUGCUUGCCACAUGCCAGUAUACCAGCAUCAGCAAACUGAAGUGUGUAUGUUUCAAAACCCUGCAAGAGUGAAACAUUAUAAAAUGGACAAGAAUUGCUUAUUUUGUAACAGUUCUA
Triticum urartu is the source of this 895-nucleotide messenger RNA. RefSeq lists its product as uncharacterized. The record is from RefSeq and is a predicted model, not a curated record. Lineage: Eukaryota; Viridiplantae; Streptophyta; Magnoliopsida; Poales; Poaceae.